AGGCAAUCUCUUCGGAAUUUAAAAAUUUGGCAACCCACUUUUCAAACGGAAAUUUGCUGUGAAGAAAAAACUCAGAUAUUUUUUGGAUACAAUCAAUAAGCGAAAAUGCCGAGCGCUUGGAAUAAUAUUUUGCAGAUUCUUCUACUCAAAUUACGCAACUCAAAACAACUCUCUCGCGUUAAGGAAUACUCGAAACAGAUCUUGACCAAUCGGUUGUUGAUAAAACCUGACCUUGGCGAUGCAUUCAAAUCUUCUCUGGCUAGGAUGGCUGUGGCUACUCUCUUCUCACAACACAAACAACCGCGACGCUUAACUUGCACAGCAAAGGCUGAGAAGGAGGCUGAGAAGGAGGCCAACAAGUCGCCAAAGCCUGAAAGGAGGGAGUCUAAACACUGGUAUCCAGAUCCAGAAUUUAUGAAACAAUUUGAGGGUUGCGUUAUCGGUGGUGAAGAUACACCACGCUUCGACCGUUGGACCGGGAAAAUACCUUCACAAAUAGAGCGCUCCUUUCGCACUAAGUUUAUUAACUUCGGCCCGGCUCAUCCGGCUGCACAUGGUGUCUUACGUAUGGUUUUGCAACUUGAUAAUGAGACAGUUUUAUCUGCCGAUCCACAUAUUGGCCUGUUGCAUCGCGGCACCGAGAAGCUGAUUGAGCAUAAAAUGUACAUGCAGGCUUUGCCUUACUUCGAUCGUCUGGACUAUGUGUCGUGUAUGUCGAACGAACUCUGCUAUUGCCUCGCGAUCGAGAAGCUAUUAGGCCUUAAAGUACCGAAACGUGCGCAAUACAUACGCACAAUGUUUUCGGAGAUCAUGCGUUUGACUAAUCAUACAGUCGCUUGCGCCACUGCUGUGCUAGAUUGCGGCGGCAUUACACCACUCUUCUGGAUGUUCGAAGAACGUGAGAAGUUAUAUGAGUUUUGUGAGCGCGUCUCAGGUGCGCGCAUGCAUGCCGCCUACAUACGACCGGGUGGUGUGGCUUUUGAUCUGCCACUUGGAUUUUGUGAUGAUCUCUUCGACUUUAUUUGUCGAUUCCGGCAUCGUAUUGAUGAAUUUGAAGAUCUCGUCACAGAUAAUCGUAUUUGGCGGAUGCGUAACAUCGGCAUUGGACGUAUAACGGCGCAUGAGGCCAUGAAUUAUGGUUGUUCCGGUGCGGUCUUGCGUGCGACAGGCGUAAAGUGGGAUCUGCGCAAGACACAGCCGUAUGAUGCAUAUCCGGAAAUCGAGUUCGAUGUACCGGUUGGCGUUAAUGGUGACUGUUAUGAUCGUUAUUUGUGUCGGAUACGUGAGAUGCGCGAAGCGUGCAACAUAAUCAAUCAAUGUCUCAAUCAGUUGCCGGACGGUGAAAUCAAAGCAGACGAUCAUAAAGUCUGUCCACCGAGGAGGAGAAUGAUGAAGAGAGGCAUGGAAGAGCUAAUACAUCAUUUCAAAUAUUAUACACAAGGAUUUGCAGUGCCACCGGGUGAAACUUAUACAGCUGUGGAAUCACCAAAGGGGGAGUUUGGUGUCUAUCUGGUGUCCGAUGGCACAACAAAGCCCUACCGUUGUAAAAUUCGUGCGGCAAGCUAUUCACAUUUGGCGCUGAUGAACAAACUAACCUAUAAGCACUUUUUGGCCGAUGCAGUGGCCAUAAUUGGUUCAUUAGAUAUAGUCUUCGGUGAAAUCGAUCGUUAGAAAAUUACAUCUUCAGAAUCACAAAAGAAUCACGGUUCCAUGAUGGAAUUUGAAAUUUUAAAGACUCGAUCCGGAAAAAGGUUGAAGUCAUUUUAAUUGACAAUUAUGUGUAAAUCACAAAUAAUUAUUUCGUUAAUUAUAUGAGAAUAAAAAAACAACAA
Messenger RNA from Zeugodacus cucurbitae (melon fly), 1832 nucleotides. It is a transcript of the gene ND-49L, whose product is annotated as NADH-ubiquinone oxidoreductase 49 kDa subunit. Gene Ontology annotation, biological process: mitochondrial electron transport, NADH to ubiquinone. Gene Ontology annotation, molecular function: quinone binding; NADH dehydrogenase (ubiquinone) activity; NAD binding. The record is from RefSeq and is a predicted model, not a curated record. Bases 106 to 1671 code for a protein of 521 amino acids. The transcript has 2 exons. NCBI's taxonomy places the organism in Eukaryota, Metazoa, Arthropoda, Insecta, Diptera, Tephritidae.